Molecule: messenger RNA, 2621 nt
Organism: Spinacia oleracea (spinach)
Lineage: Eukaryota; Viridiplantae; Streptophyta; Magnoliopsida; Caryophyllales; Amaranthaceae
Exons: 3
Coding region: 127-2532 (801 amino acids)
Source: RefSeq, a predicted model, not a curated record
AGAAACAGGAGGAGUAAGAACACUCGGUUGAAUUGGCCUCAUCAUCCCUCUCUCCAAAAGCGCAGACAUCUCUCUUUCUAUGUGUGUAAAGUUUGAAGAUUAGGGAGCACAACAAUUGCAGAAUCAAUGGAAACUGAAAACCUAGGUACUUCUUCCACCAUUAAUUCUUCAUCAUGGCCGAUCAUUCGCGGCUCCCUUCACGAUGCAAUCACUUCCGAGUCCUCCAUUUCCGCCCUAGAUUCUGCUUCCGAUUCUGAUCCUACGGUUUCUGCGGCCCUCAAACCUCCUCUUAUCCUGCGCCGUCCCGCACCGGAUUCCGGCCCCUGCGAGAUCACAAUUUCUUUCACACAGAAACAUGAAGUCAAGCAGGUCUAUGUUCGAAGCACUGCUAGAGUCUAUGAAAUUUAUCAUUCUGCUGAUGAUAAGGGUGACAAUGAGUACCUAUGUACAGUUCGUUGUGGUGUCGCUGCUAAAACUGAAGAGCUACUGCAAGAGACUGAUGGUGAAGGAUCUUUGUCUACAAGUUCUAGUAGCCCCAAUAGAAGUUCUUGUGAAGGGCAUUUUAGAUCUGGUAGUGGAGGCAGCACCAACGAAGAUGACUGGGUAGACGUGAAAGUGCAAAACCCCUCUAUGCUUGAUUCCAGAGAUACAUGUCUGUCAAAGAAAGAUGAGAGCUGCAUGGAACGAGGCAAUCAGGACUUCUUUGAGGCUACUGCAGAGAUAUCUGAUGCUGAUCCAGUUCUGUCUAUCACUCUCCGCUUGCUGUCUAUUCAGAGUGGAGAUUACAUUUACAUAGAUGAAGUUUAUGUGUUUGCUGAUCCCGUGGUAUCAACUGAUACUUCGACAAACGCACCAGAAACCUCGUCUGAAAGUGCUAAAAUGUGCUUGCUCCUUCCGACACUUCUGAACCUGUCUAACUUUCGAAGGAAUCAAAUGCAAGAUAAAAGUGAUUCUGCUGGUGGAGAAAGGAAGCACCAAGAUACUGGAUUCAACUCAACUAGUGCGGCUGUGACAUCUAGUACUUCUCAGUCAGAAAGUAUCCAACACACCAUGCUUAAUAGUUCAUCUGCUCAUAUUUCCCAACUGGAGUUUCCUAUACAAAGGCUAGAUUCUCAAAGUGAAAGGAACUUUUUUUCUAGUCGCGUAGAGAAUACGUUGGUUGAACUUGUUUCUCGAGUUGCAAAAAUUGAAGACUUCUGUUUGAGGUUUGAGGAAAAAAUGGUAAAGCCAAUUAGCAACAUGGAAGCAAGGCUUGAAAGGGUAGAACAGCAAUUGGAGUUGUUUGCCAAGACUACAGUUUCAUUGACAGCUUGCAACAGAAUUUCUGCUCCGGAGUUCUCUUGCACUGAAUCUCAAUCCAAUUCCAUCUUCAAUGGAUGUAAUGAAUCUCCUGGUACUAUAAAUUCUGAGUCAAUUAAGAAGGAUGAAAGUCGUCCUCAAGACAUGUUGAUCCCACCAUCCGGUGCAAAUUCAUCUCUCUCUAUUGAUCCCAAUAAUGUAUCUUCACCCACCACUAAUGCUGCUCGGUUAGUUCCCAGUCUGGUUGUCACUGCACCGGACUUUUCGUAUGUCGAUGAUGAGGGAGAAAAUGACCCCUUUGAAGCUGUAAAGAACUCCCCAAAAGGCCAUCCAAAGAAACCAUUGUCAAUUAAUGAUGCUCUAGCUUCUGCACUUGCUGGUUUCAUAUCUUCGGCUUCCACUGAUACACAUGUGGUUGAAGAAACUGCUGAUAUCUCUAGUAAAGAAGAUAAUGGGAGCCCUUGUUCAUCAGAGUUAAUUCUAUUUGAUAAGCACAUACUCUCUUCUGUCAAUAUUGAUGAAAAUAAUGUUUCCAGCAAGGAGGCCAAGGACGAGAUUGUAAUAACAGAACAAGGUGCUGGCUUUGAGGAAACAACUGAACCUGUUGAUGAACAUAGCCAUAUAUUUGAGGAAGGGGAGAGUGAGAAGUCCCUCGGUAAUUCUGUUUUUAAUGUAGUUAGUCUUGACCAAGUUAAAGCAGAGAUUAACGGUUUGAGCUUAGACAGAUCUGGAGAAGCUGAUGAUGACUCGAGUCAAACAUUUGUUUUUGGUUCCGCUGAAUCCCCUUCUGACAAUACCUCCGUCACUGCUGUUGGAGUACCUGUAGCCAACAUUGACUCCUGUUCUGGUGAAGGGACUGCAAAAGAGUGUCCUGGUAUACUGCUCAACAUUUUGAACUUACAAAGCCCUGCUAUUUUGGAUUUUGGAACUCCAAUACUGGACGUAAAAUUCUUGUUGCAAGAUAAGUUUUCUGCUAAGUCUUCUCUUGAUGCCCUUCUGGUUGAUGUUCCUGAUUUAUGCAGCGAAGUUCCUUGUGUUGAUGAAGAGAGUGCUACUUCAUUCAGCGAGCAACAUGAUUUAGUUAUGAUUGAUAACACAGACUCUACAAUUUCGGAAACUCCUAACAGCCAGUUGUGGUGUUUAGAUAGUUAUGACUCUUGCUGCAUGCCUUCAAAUAGAGAGGAAGAACUGCAGGAAUAUAGUACCCUGGAUAUGGGUGCAAGUCUUAUAUGAUGUUAAUGUAUCAUGGAGCACAUGUUUUGAUCUGUAAAUAGAUUUUUAGCUUUAAAAUGUACAAGUAUUAAAUUAAAUGACCUUUACCA